This is a messenger RNA of Chaetomium globosum CBS 148.51, 2517 nucleotides long. RefSeq lists its product as uncharacterized. Gene Ontology annotation, molecular function: protein binding. The coding region runs from base 1 to 2517 and encodes 838 amino acids. The record is from RefSeq and is a predicted model, not a curated record. The transcript has a single exon. NCBI's taxonomy places the organism in Eukaryota, Fungi, Ascomycota, Sordariomycetes, Sordariales, Chaetomiaceae.
AUGCCACCUCGGACAUUCGCCCUCGACCUCGGCAGCCGGUGUAGCAGUUAUGUCUGCAAGUCGUGCCUUGACAGUUUACGACCCUUGAAUACCACCUAUCGGCCAUGGCUUGCUAGACAAUCAUCAUCAAGAAGCCUCGCCCGACGAACUCCACCACCGCCUCGCGCGCCCCGGCAGGACGAGGGUGCCCCGAACCCCGCAGAGCUUCAGCGCAUCCUCACCGAGGAAUUCGAACGCGGCCCCGAACCGCCCGCCUCAGACUCUACCGGUUUAGACGUCAAGUUCUUCGACCAGGAAGCCUCCGGGCAGAUUCGGCGCCUGCGCGACGAUGACGAAUUUGGCGAGGUUGCCGGCGGCUUGGACUCCGAGAUCGAGACAGCCAUUAGCGGGCUCGAGAAGGAUAUGAUCAACACCCUCAAGAUGCUGCAGCGCAUGGAGAAACAGGGCGGGAAAAGCGGGCAGGAAAGGGCAGACGCGUUGCGACGCCAAUUCAAGAAGACGAUCCGGGUGCAGUACAAGGGGAAAAUGGGUCCAGAGGCAGAAGCAUAUGGGAUGAUGCGGAUCCUGGGCUUCAGUGGGUUGCGCCAACGGCACGUGUACAACCUAAACACCUUCCUCGCCCGAGAUAGCGUGGUCAAGGGCGGCAUCCCAAGGCCCAAGGACCUGGCAGACUGCUGGAAGUAUUACUCGGCGGCGAGGAAAAGCCUGUCGUCGGCCUGGCACAACGUGCCGCAGGAAGUGUGGAAUUUCCUGUGGAUGACUCUGUCAUGGGAAGGGGAAGGCGUUGAGAACCCCAACCGCAUGCAGCACAUUUACAUACUCGCAAGGGACAUGCAGGCUGCCGGCGUGCCUUUGCGGGAUUCGCAACAGCUUCUCGCCAUAGAAGCCAUGUUUAUUGAGGGCUGGGAGGAGGAGGCCAUCGAGGCUUGGAAGAAGGGCGUUGUCACGCUCGGGUCGCAGCCCGAGACCUUCAAAAAAUACUGGGAGCUCGGCGUCCGUAUGUACUGUUUGUACGGGGACACAGAACGGGCACAGAGAGCCGCCGACACCCUUCUUAAAUCCUCGCAACCACCCGAGCCCCGCAUUCUUCUCCCCAUCAUCCGGGCAUUGGGGGCGACAAAGUCAACCCUUGAGCAGGCCUGGGAGACGUACACACAAAUGCGCACUCUCCUUGGAGAGACCAUGACGAUCGAAGACUACGACGAGGUAAUCACCGUGUUCCUCACGUCCGACUGCGUCGAGUAUGCCCUACAGGUCUUCGUUGACAUGAUGUUCUCGCGCGCCAUCGACGUCCGAGGGAAGAUGAAGUUGCCCUUGGCAGUGGGCAACCACUUCUUCAUCGGCAAGUGGCUGAAACGGCUCAUCGGGGCAGGCGACCUGGAGGGCGCCUAUAAAGUUGUCGUGUAUGUACAGGACAAGGGGAUAACCCCGGCGCCCAUCCAACUCAACGGCCUCAUCGGCGCCUGGUUGAGGUCAGGGUCGGCUGAGAACGUUGAGAAGGCCGAGGCCCUAGCAUGGAGCAUGAUCCAGGUUCGUUUAGACUACGUCAAGUUGCGGGAGCAAGAGGGUAUCAUCAAGUUCCAUACCGUCCCCGGCCCCUCCAUUACCGAGCAAGCCGCCGUCGAGCGGCCAGAAUUCAUCUGCCGAACUCGCGCCACCGCCGAGACAUUUUCCAUCCUCGCAGAAAACUACUGCUCUCGCAGGCUUCACAGCCGCCUCCAGGAGCUCUUCGAGGUCCUCCAGCAAGCCAAGAUCGGCCCGACCAGCUUCCUCAUGAACCAGGUCAUCCGGUCCUACUCGCAAAACGGCGACGCCGCCGAGGCCGUCAACCUCUACCGCGCCAUGACCGAGGAGCAGCACAUCCGGCCCGACGGGCACACCUUCCUCACCCUCUUCAACACCCUCUCGGUCAACCGCCUCAUCCAGCGCGACCCCGACCUCGCCAAGCAGGACAUCACCACGGCGCGGGCCUUCUUCCGCGACAUGGUGCGCGCCGAGUGGACGUUCGACUCGCCCGACAUCUUCGCGCAGCUGCCGCGCACCGUGCUCUUCAGCCUGCUCAAGGCCAAGGACUUCCGCGGCAUGGUCGUGGCCGCGCGCGCCAUGCAGGCCCUCUUCGCCUUCCACCCGCCCGAGGCCCUGCUCAUCGAGAUGGCCUCGGGCGCCGGGUCGCUGCAGGUCAAGACCAAGAGCAACAUGGCGCGCCUGGUGGGCGGCCGCCGCACCAUCGAGACGCUCAUGAAGAAGCACCGCAUGGAGCUGAUCCGGCGCGGCCACCCGGGCGUCGAGAUGACCGAGGAGGAAAAGAUCGACGAGCUGCGCGACGUGCUCGAGAAGCUGAUCUUGCUUCGGGCGGGCGCCCAGAACAUGGACCCGGAAGAGGUGCGCCCGCUGCUGGAGGAGGCCGCCGAGGAGAUGGGCGUGUACGAUAUUGUUGUCAAGAAGGACGCCGACGAGAUCGCCAAGCACAGUAAGCUGGACAAGCAGAUGGCUGGGCUGGGGCUGGGGCCCAUGUAG